CGGACUGUAAUCGGAGCGGAGCCGAGCCGAGCCGAGCCGAGCCGCGGCCGGAGAGCGCUGGGGGUGGGGACGUGUGCGGCUCCCGCCGUCUCUCCGCGGUGCGAUGGCUCUGCGGGCUCGGUGUUCGGGGCUCCGGCUCGGGCUAUGGGCGAACUUCGGAGCAUCGCCGCCAGCGAUCGGGCAGCGGGGGCCCCCGGCGGGGAGAGGCUGCGGCGAGGCGCGGAGCACGGCCGGCGUCCGGAUGUACAGCGCGUCAAAGACAACUGUGGAACCUGGCGAAAUGAAGAAGUUUCAGGCCUUGUCACAAAAAUGGUGGGACAGAAAUGGAGAAUUUGCAGCUCUACAUUCAUUGAAUGAUCUCCGUGUUCCUUUUAUCCGAGACAGAUUAUUAAUGUACAGUGAGAAAACACAUUUAGGAUAUCCCCUUGAUGGUUUCCGGAUUUUAGACGUUGGCUGUGGAGGAGGACUACUAUGUGAGCCACUAGGUCGUCUUGGAGCACUGGUCGUUGGAAUUGAUCCUUUGGAAGAGAACAUCAGAACAGCAGAGCUGCACCGGUCAUUUGAUCCCGUACUGACGAGACAGGUGGAGUACACUGCCUGUGCUCUGGAGGAGAUGGCAAUGGAGGCUACGGGUACGUUUGAUGCCGUUGUAGCUUCUGAAGUUGUAGAACAUGUUAAUGACGUGGGGACAUUUAUUGGAUGUGCUGCACAAGUGUUAAAGCCUGAAGGAUCGCUCUUUAUCACAACAAUAAACCGAACGUUCCUGUCCUAUGCAAUGGCAAUCGUAGCAGCUGAGCACGUAUUGAGAAUUGUACCGAGUGGGACACACGAAUGGGACAAGUUCAUUAGCCCUGAAAAUCUGGAGACUUUUCUAACAUCCAGUGGAUUCUCAGUGGAAGCUGUCAAUGGAAUGCUGUUUAAUCCGCUGUUUGGUUCCUGGACUUGGAUCAGUAACUGUAGUGUCAAUUAUGCACUGCACGCAGUGAAAAAGAAGCCGUCAGAUGUUGUCUCAGGAAGAACUAAUGGCCAAGAGCAUGGUUCCGACCGAUCAGAAUCCAGUGGUUCCCCCACCGACAAGUUGUAGAAGGAACUGUUUAAUUUAAUUGCCCCUCAGAAAAGCUGCUCAGCAAACAGAUUAUCACCAUCCACAUCAAGCACUAAGUGGCAUAGAGAUAUUUUUACAAGGAUAAAAUACCCCACCUUUUUAAAAAUAUAGCUUAUGGACGUGCUGACUGAUAUCACGAUACAAAUUACUGUAUUUUUGAAAUCUAAUCUUUAGAUGUGCUUUUGUUUCAAUGUGUUUAUUUGAAAUCUUAAAUGGAACCUACAGACUUAUUUCAUUGUCAUUUUCUCAGUCGUUCUGCUCUUCAUUAAAGCCCUUUUCCUUCCUCCUCCUGUUCCUUAUAACAGUUAUUCCCAGAACUGUUCCAAAUAAAAAUAAAUUAUGUUUGUAUAUCAAAUUUAUCAGUAAUAAUGCCAAGAUUACAGAAUUUUGUUUAUCAGGGAUUAUUUUAACAUUAAACAACCAGUGUGGAUCUGC
Mobula hypostoma (lesser devil ray) is the source of this 1540-nucleotide messenger RNA. It is a transcript of the gene coq3, whose product is annotated as coenzyme Q3 methyltransferase. The transcript is spliced from 6 exons. The record is from RefSeq and is a predicted model, not a curated record. Gene Ontology annotation, cellular component: mitochondrion. Gene Ontology annotation, biological process: ubiquinone biosynthetic process. Lineage: Eukaryota; Metazoa; Chordata; Chondrichthyes; Myliobatiformes; Myliobatidae. Gene Ontology annotation, molecular function: 2-methoxy-6-polyprenyl-1,4-benzoquinol methyltransferase activity. The coding region runs from base 104 to 1084 and encodes 326 amino acids.